AUGAUUCCCUCUACUCGAAUUUGUAUAACACCAAAUUGUUAAGCAUAAUCCCGAUUAAUUUAAUCUAUAAAAGAGCUUGAAUAUCAUCAAGGUCAUAGUUCCUCAAGUCUGGGCCAACUAACCAAGAAAUUGAAGGAAGUCCUACCCGAUUUCCACUUUACUGCAAGUAUCAAAUAAAUCAUCGAAUCAAAAUUUCAAAUUAUUCACUCCUACUUACAGAAGAAAUAAAAUAAAAGGAAAUGUGAUAAAUAUGAACUGAUUGAGGCAGCAUCCAAAUUUAUCAAUUCCGAAUAUUCCUUAUUGAAUGAAAAGGCAAUAGAUUUAAUUAUCAAGUCAUUACCCAAUAACUUCUCUGAAACUCUACAGUCACACACUGCUCAAUAUUUUAAUUUACAAAUUCAAAUUUAAAAAGAAUUGGAUGAUUUUAUUCUUUUUAUUACUUCAGAUACAAAACAAGAAACAAUUUAAUCAACUAAAUAAUAACAAUCCAAAAAUUAGAAACCAUCAACAUUAAUUGCAAUCACCCAAAAACCAGAAUUCCUUAAAAUGCCUUCAGAGUUAGAUCAACUCUCCAAAUUCGAAAUUAAUAACCAAAUGGCUAAGCAUUUAGAAGGAUAUCCUUCCAUUGUCAUGACCAAUCAAUUACUCAAAGAAGGCACUUAAAUUAAGUUUGAAAUCGUUAAGAUUUAAAAUGACUAUGUAAGUGUAGGGAUCGGUGCUAUGGAAAGAGCAUCUAUUGAGAAAAAUGGCUUGAUUCUUAAUGGAGAACAAUUGUAAGUCGCAGGUCAUGGAGUAUAUAUGAAUUUUAAUGAUAAAUGUGUCUAUCAUAGUGAAAUUGGUAAUGGACAAAUUUAAGGAAAAGACAAAGGUAUUGCAUUUUAAGAAGGGGAUAAAAGUAAUUUGAAAAUUGAUCUUUAGUUCAGUGCAGUUAUACUUAAGGACAAUUGA
Messenger RNA from Paramecium tetraurelia, 948 nucleotides. RefSeq lists its product as uncharacterized. The transcript has 3 exons. NCBI's taxonomy places the organism in Eukaryota, Ciliophora, Oligohymenophorea, Peniculida, Parameciidae. The record is from RefSeq and is a predicted model, not a curated record.